This is a messenger RNA of Porites lobata, 8097 nucleotides long. Lineage: Eukaryota; Metazoa; Cnidaria; Anthozoa; Scleractinia; Poritidae. The record is from the annotation of a GenBank genome assembly.
GGUCCGUGGAGGAGAAAUGAAUGCGUGACAAACGAACCCCAAAGGACGUCUGCGGGGAGGCUAAUCAUGCAUGUAAUUACGGUUGAAAAUUGAUUGAAUGUCAGCUGUUAAACCAUGGGCAAGAUUGAUUACUUCGUUGUUGAAUUUUAUGGAGGGAAAAGGACGUUUUACCCAGGGGAGGCAAUUAAUGGAACCCUCCGUCUCAAAGUGAAUAAGGAGUUAAAACUGCGAGGCCUACGGAUUGAGUUUCAUGGCAAAGCUCACGUACACUGGAGUGAAACCCACGGAUCUGGAGAGAACAGGAGAACAAGACACUAUAAUAACAGCCAAACUUACAUCGAUACCUUAGCAACAUUGUUCGGUAAAGGUCAGUUUGGGUUUUAUUCAUUUUGUUAUUGGACGUGUAGAGUGUCAUUGUUGCUUGUCGAGUAUUCAAGAUGGAUCAUUGUUAUGAAAACGGCUGCCAGCAUUAAUCAUUUAUAAACCUCUUAUUAAAGGGUUUUACAUUUUGAGUUUGUUUUGGAAGCAACCUCGACUAACCUCGACUAAAUAACUUUUCUUGUUUACAUUCUGGCUUAGCUUUCUUGAAAAGUGUUUGCAGGGCUAAUGGCGUGCAGUCUCGAUUUAAGCCACAGGUUAAAUCUUAAAAUUUAUGCUCAAUUUGUUUUAAGCUUAACUUCUUUUAUCGCGGUCAGGUUUGCAUAUUAUCGCUGUAAUUUUCGAAACCAAACGAAACGAAGCAAAAACAAAAACCUGUACUUAAAGAAAUGAACUCAAAGUUUCGAAAUAAAACUCUGUUUGUGUGUGUAUCAGGUUAGGGAAAGUGCCACAAACAUUGAAAAUAAAAGUAUCCGAUAGAUAUAUAAACCAAGUACAUUGCUGGCACCUUAUCCAGGCUGGGUGAUUUUCCUAAUUACAGAUAUAGCAUGCAUUUUCGGCACAGUUCUCCUUCUUCAUUUAACAAGAAAUGUAUUCACUUUAGAAGUAAUUGAUUAUACUGCAUCAGUUAAUUCCAAGAAAAAUUACUCUUCACCCCCUUUGCCCACUGUGUCCAGGCAUACCUCAGGCAUUUACCUCCCUUUGGAACUAGGUGCAAUGUUAGACUUGUUACAAGUCGACCUCUUGGCGAGUGGAGCAAGCCUUGUUUGGUCACGAGUGACAAAGUUGGGAGAGGUUGACUUGUCUCGCUUGAUGGGUUUUCCAUUUGCAUUUCGCGCCAAAAAUGGGGGGUGGCGUGACUUGCAUUUGGGGUUUCAGGUUUCCUUUGCGAGUCCUUGCGUUCAAUGGCAGAAUGUGCAGAUUCCACUCCAACUAAAUCUGUUGAACAUGUAUGUGUAUCUCCAUCAUCGAAGGUGCAAGUUUGUUUACUUUGUGCGAAAGUUGUCUCUGACAAUGAUUUUAGGUGAAAGUUGACGACCUCAGGGGGCCGGAAAAAAACAAAAACUUGUUUCAAUCCCGAGUCAAUACUGGGAAAGGAGAUUUCAAAACCAAGGAAUCCUUGACAUCCACACACAUUUUAAACCUACAGAGACUUUUCAAUACACGCAUUUCUCUUCCUGUAACCCUCAUAUGGUCAGAAAAGGUGUCAUAAAGGGCGAAGCCCUUAUACCCGUGAGAACUAACUCCUCAUCUAAAUCCUUCUAUGAAAACAUCUACAACUUCAAAAAAUGCCUUUGGGCUAGAGGUUACUGUCACAGUCUCAUAGAAAAAAUCACUUCUGACAGGAGGCGAUUACUGCCUCUGAGGUUAAAUUUACGGAGCAGAAGUCAGCUUUACAAAAGAACAAUGAAGUGCAAAAGAAAAUUCUGCCUUUCAUUACCACACACCACCCUGCUUUGCAGAACCUUAAAAACAUUUUAAUGAGCAAAUGGCACUUAAUUCAAGAUCAACCACUGCUGAGAGAAAUACAGUGUAUACAACGAGCCUCCCAUCAUUUCACAUAAAAGAGCAAAAUUGCUGGGAGAUAUCCUCAUUAGAGCAAAACUAUAAGGUCACGUAGCACACUGUCACAAGCCUAUAUUAUGAGUCGUGCUUUGCCUGUCAACACCUUCCACUUCGCAAUCAACCCCAUGUGGGAAUUUGAACCUCAAGUCACGUUUCAAUGCGCUUAGUACUCGUGAGUGACGGCUUUAUUUCCAAGGGUAGCUACUCUGAUUGGUCCAAGUGCACCGACCCUUUUUUGGGUCAGUAAAAUUGGCGCCAAUCAAGUAUGAAAAGUCCUUUGUCCCGCGCCAUAUGAAAUCCGAUGAAGGACUUUUUUGAAAGUCUAGGUGCAAUGUAUUUGAUGCAAAUGGAGCCCACUGAGCCAUUAAAUAUAGUGAACACCCAUCUCAUAAACACAACUCAGUAGAUUUACUGAACUUUGGUACAAUUUAAUGUAGCUAGAAUAUUGAUAAUAUUGGGGGGUGACUUUCACAAUACAUAAGAUUUAUGGGGGUCAUUUCUAAAAAGCUAGGAUGAAUUGGGGGAUCGGUUUGAAAAUCCUCUAAGCUUUUCCCAUUACCAUUAAUACCUACCUACACAAGUGUACCUAUCUAUCUACUUUGAUUGGCAGCUCCAGGUCAGAGUGGCAAUGACCCGGUUCUCCAGCCUGGUGAUUACUCCUAUCCAUUUCAGUUUCUAAUCCCAAACAUCAAUAUGCCGACCUCAGUAGAAGGAAGGUAUGGCUAUGUUCGCUACUGGUUAAAGGGAAUUGUUGACCGCCCAUGGAGAUUUGAUAUCACGACCAAAGCAGCCUUCACUAUGUUGGAAUAUGUGGACAUCAAUACACCUCUGCUUUUAGUAAGUUUUUAUUAACAUCAUGAUCUUUCCCUAGCAAAUCAAAUACAACGUAUUGGGUCUGUGCUUACUCAUACAAAGCUUUUUCCUCUAAAGAGUAUCAGAAAAUACACAGAGAGGAAAUCUGAAAAUAUUAAUUACCAAGUUAUUCAUAACUUUUUUAACAGGACCUUGGAAAACUGGUAGAGACAUAUUUUGGUAGACUUAAUUUUAAUAAAUGUGAUUUGGAAUAGAAAUUGGUUUUGAAAAAUACAAGUAUCUUUGAUUGUUAUAAUAAAUUGCAACAUGAUUGCCUUCAGUAUACAUGAACAUGGUGGUGUAGCUGUAGUUGUAGCCUAUUCUGUAUAGUCAGAAACUCUUAUGAGUUUCUGGUAUAGUAUAAUGAAGGUAUAUUAAAUGAACAGAGUAUUAAAUAGCAUCAUGAGGUUGCAAAAAAUAGCAAAGUAAAGUUCCUUUAACCCAUUUGCUCCUGGAGAUUUUGCCAAAAAACGCGUUUUGAAGCUAGUCGAGUGGUUUUCUGGUCACUGUCGUGCUAUAAAGAGCUAAAACUUACCACAAACUGGUUUACAGGUCGUACACUUCGCGGCCUUCUGAUCCAGAUUCAAAAUAUCGGCUUACGAAGUUCGGGCAUGCGCAGAAAGCAAAAUUUCGAGAUUUUUUGGGUUUAAAAGUGAUCGACACAGCAGUCUUGACUUUUACUUUUCGCUUUCUCUCCUCCCUUCUUUUUUCGCUUUUCUUGCCUCAUUUUUUUUUUCUCUUGCUGGGCAUUUAGUAGGCUUCAUUUUGGUGGGAAGAGUUUUAAGAAAGCUUUUAGGAUCUUAGGAUUAGGUGAAAGGAAAGGUAGGUGGGUAAUGGAACAAGAUUUUCAUGGAGAUUUUCAGGUCAAUGUCACAUGGUUUUUUGCUUCUUUCUCCGGUGUCCUUGACUGAAUUGUGCUCAUUCUGGUAUGGUUUGAAAGAUCUCUUCACUCUGCACAAGUUAGCGAAGAAAGUUGUCCUUGACCGUUAAAACUGAUGACGUCACAAAGGGAAGAAAGGACCUGGAUCCGCACGGGCGGUUAUGGGCGGUUCAGGGGCGAAUGGGUUAAUAAUGCCCGCUAUGCAGGGUUCGACAUUGGCACUCGCCUGCUCACCAAGGCAAGUUCCAAAAUGGUCGGGCAAGUACAAAUCAACAAUUACAUGCCCGGUUUGGCGAGUACGGUGUUCAUACUGGCACGAUACAUUAAUUCGAAAUUAACGUCACUUUUCACUUUCCACUUGAAAAUAAUCUACACUGUCCUUUAGCCAGAAGCUUACCAAUGUUCUGAAAUGUCCAUCAACCCUGGUCUGUAUUUUUUAAAAUGGGUGCGUGAACAGACAAAAUGCUCUUUGCCUCAAUGAUUGCUUCAUGAAGGAUGAACACUUGUACAAAAUACCAGUAAUGCCUCUGGUCGUUAAAUACACUGCGCUGUCCACAGAACCGCAAAAUGCGGGAAAAUAGGAAGAUUGGAGAGAGCAUCAUGUUUAUGUGAAAUGGCAAACAUGAGUUUAAUUGUACCACGUAACCAAGUUUCCCCUUUACUUAUUGUCGUUUACUGUUCAUUAUUUCUACACAUAAAUAAGUAGUUUCAUGCAAUUUUUUAUCCAUAAUGAUUGUUUUGAGCUGUUUUUAUCUGCUCAUUUUGUAUUUUGAGCAAUUCUCAAUGUGAAUCUGACUUUUGCUGUGUGCAGAAUACAUGAAGCUUAAACUCUCCAUUAAGAGUCACAUUUGCGGCAAGCGGCAAAUGUCAGAUUGAAGUUGAGAAUUUUUCAGAAAAGAAAAUAAUCAGAUAAAAACUAUCUGGAACAAUUCUUAUGGAUAAAACUGGCAUGAAACUAUGUAUUUUUGAGUUAGAAGUAAUAAACAGGAAACGACAAUUAAGAAGAAAACUGAGAUAUGCCCAAGUUUGCACACAGUAGCAAAAAUUGUGAAAAGUUGGAGAAAAUUAAUUGCAAUUUUUGCUGCUGUGUGCAAACCUGAACAUAAGUGGGAAAACUUGGUCAUGCAGUACAAAUUCACGUUUGCCGUUUUGCAUAAACAAGACUCUUAAUCAAUGUAAUGGUUCUAUCUUGCCAGUGCUUUUAGUGUAUAAUUUCAACACUUUGCUUGAGUAUGGUGUUGUUUCCUUUUUGUUUAUUAUGGUCUGUUUCAGGGCGUGGAGAGUGAACUUCCAUGCAGUGAGGAGGGGGCUAUUGGGCAAGUGAAAACUGAUCUGGGCGAGUGCUCCUAAACUUUAGUUUCCAACCCUGUUAUCGUAGCAGUUUUAUAAUAUACUAUUAGCCUUAGAUAGGGCUAAAGUGACUUGAGUCAAGUCUAAUACGAUCGGUACAUUAAUUUCAACUCUUAUUUCCUCAGCAACCUUGUCAGAUCCAAGAGGAUCGUAAUGUGGGAUGCCUGUGCUGUGUAUCUGGUCCACUCAGUAUUAUUGUCUAUACUGACAGAGGAGGUUACUGUCCAGGAGAAUCUAUUGGUGUCUCGGCAGUCAUUAAUAAUAAUUCAAAAAAUGAGAUUAUUGGGCUGGAGAUACAACUUAUUCAACUCACUGUCUUCAUUGCUUCUGGUGGUGGGUAUAAGAACUAACGUCACACUUAAGAACAAGUCUAGAAAAAAUUAUUUAAUAGUCAAUUUAAUUUGAUUUAGUGUUUGUGUCAGAACUGUUUUGAAUUGCAGUCACUGUGGGAACUGCACAAUAUUGUAGUUAUAAAGGUGUGAAAUAUAUUAACCUUUUCACGAGAAUGAUUGCCCAAGAUUUGUAAGGAGUUUAUAACGUCUGAGUCACUUUUUGAUUUACUAUGGUGUGACCAUUAAAAUGAAAACGUUUGGCAGUUGACUUUCACAUGAUACUACUUGUCAGGUCAGGGUGGAUUACCGAGUGCUAACACUUAAGUAUGGGGACCUUACAUAUAAGCAUAUUGAUCAAGUCCUUAAUACACAAGAAAGCUUCACCUCUAGUUGGAGAAGAAAAAAAUUCCUGAAAGGCUGCCUGGUCAUAGUUAUUUGAUGGAGUUGAAAGCUGGCUACCUUUUGUAAUAUACCAUAAAAUGCCGAAAAUAAGCCCCGGGGCUUACAUUUUUCAAAGGCCCUUUUUCAGGGGCUUAUUUUUGUAGGGGCUUAUAUUCAGAGGGGCUUAUCUACGGAGGGAAAUUUGCAUUUUGAAAUCUAUUGGGCUAGCCUUAUAGUUGGAAAAAAAUUUAUUGUUUUUGCUUUGUUUCACUUUGUAAUUUGAGGGCAAUUUUCCAAGUACAAGCCCCUGGGGGGGCUUAUACAUGGAGGGGCUUAUUUUUCGGAAUUUUACUGUAAUUAUGUUGCAUGUACCAUAUUCCAUAAUCAUGACACCAAAUUUUGGUAUGACCUUUUCAACUUCUUUUUGUGUAAAAAAAUCCUAAGAUCUGAAAGAAAAAAAAGACAUACAACUAACGUAAUAUAUAAAAAUUUAUGUUCUUAACUUAAUUUAUAAUUUCACCAAUUUUAGGGUAAUGGCUAUAGUCAUACUAAAAAUGUUACAUAAAAUUAAAUCUCCUUGCACUAUUUGACAGGAGAAAGAUAACCUCAAGAAUAGGGCCUAUUUGGUAGCCAGCUUUCUUAUCAUGUAUGAUCCCCUGUUGACUCUCAUCUUCCUGAUACUCUGAUUUGGCUGAACUGUCAAACACCCGGACCUUUUAAAGCUAUACCCCUCAAACAGUGGCUUGUGGCUACAUGGCUACAUAGCCACAUAGCUGUGUAGCCACUUAGCCGCGAGGCAGCUUUCGCGCUGCUGUAACUGCAAACCAAAAAAAACAAGCCAUGAGUCCCAUAGCCACAUAGCCACUGUUUUAGGGGUGUAGGUUAGAAGUGGCUGCAGUUACUUCCAUGAUUUUCAUCUUCAUCAUCACCAUGAUCAAUUUGAUUCAUUUCUAGGAAAACAAAAACACUGGGAAGAUAAGGUUGCAUCCAUGUUUCAAGAAGGAGUGAAGCCUGGGGAAGAGACUCGCAUGCCAAUGGUACCACUUCCAGUCCCCUCUCUGCCCCCAACCAUGACGAGUUGCAGUUGCAUAAGGAUAUCAUAUUUUCUACGGGUAAUUUACCCAUUAUCUGACCGUUUAGCUGAAUUUUUUAAAAGACCUGAUGUUUUUUUUUUUUUUUUUUUUUUUUUUUUAACGACUGUCAUUUGCUGCCUUGCCAACAUUUCCCAUCAAGUCAAACCAACCGAAGUUGUUCUGGUUUGAAUGACGGGACUUGCAUCUGUGGUGAAUUCAUCUGGUGAUGGAAUGUCUUUAGUACAGCUAAGAACUUCUCUUACUCAAAAUAUUAUUUUUCCUGCUUAAACAGAGACCUCACAUGGCGAGAAAAAAUGAGAGGAUUUUUCUUUUGCCUUCAAACCUUGGGUAACAAGGAACAAUUACGACUUGAAGUGCCGAGGUUUGUUUCAUUCAUUAACAAACGAAUCCUGAAAAUGCUCAAAUAAGCUGAGUUGGAUUGGCUAAUAAAAAAUUAUUUUCCCCACUGUCUUUCACAGAUGUGUACUGGGAUGAUAUAAAAAUUAAUCGAGUUAAACACCGACAGUUGUAGGUCAGUUCUAUUUCGCUGCUUAUUUAGUUUUCUUUAAUACCACCUUUCAACAGCUGAAAGUAAGAGUGAAGGGUGCCUUCAACUCAACAUUAAACAUUCCUAUCACAAUUGGCUCAGUUCCAUAUCGGCCACCCCUUCAUCCAGCCCAAUACCCACCCGCAGGUGCUGCUUUGACUCCUAGUGCCCCACCACUGGCCGGAUUUGACGCAGCAUCAGCGUAUCCACCAGCCGCUACACAGUAUGGUGACCCUGCGCAGAAUUAUCCAAAUAUUGGUAAGAAACAUUUUGUAUCGUGACUACCGUAGUAUUCCGAAAUUAAUCGCAGCCGCCCACCCACCCACCCCCACAAAAAUUACGGCUACCCGGAGGGUUACACUAGACUUUGGUGUGGUUACACUAGACCUUGUCCCCAAAGCGGGUUGGGUUCGCUCUGGGAUCUGAUCACUUUGAUGUUUUCGGUUACACGCCGAUAAAUUGUCCAAGGAGAUGAAAAGCUUGAACCCGGUUUCGCGGGGUCAAUUUAUAAAAAGAAAGAAAAAAAACUCCAGAACUCUUUGACCUAAGAUUUUGCUUAUGAAAAAUUUCUUGUUUUUGAUUUCAGCUCCUCCUUCGUACGCAGAGUGUGUUAGCGGUGGAGCGUCAAUUGAUGACGAGGGCGAUAAAAAGACUCUGGGUGAUACCAGCUUUACACCAAUGUACCCGUUUGUUAAUAACUACCAAUUUCCCUCUGCACCGCCUCCUUCAUAUCCCUAA